Messenger RNA from Penicillium crustosum, 954 nucleotides. RefSeq lists its product as uncharacterized. The record is from RefSeq and is a predicted model, not a curated record. Gene Ontology annotation, biological process: double-strand break repair via homologous recombination. Gene Ontology annotation, molecular function: nucleic acid binding; four-way junction helicase activity; 3'-5' DNA helicase activity. The coding region runs from base 1 to 954 and encodes 317 amino acids. The transcript has a single exon. Gene Ontology annotation, cellular component: chromosome; cytoplasm. Lineage: Eukaryota; Fungi; Ascomycota; Eurotiomycetes; Eurotiales; Aspergillaceae.
AUGGCCAGCUUCCACGAUCUCCAGGGACAGUCCCUCACACCGAGUGCAUGGCGUGACAUCUGUACCGCGAUCAGUCGCCGUUUCCUCCGUGCUGUGCAUCAAUCGGUCCAAGCCCAGGAUAGUGGACAGGAUGAACCGGAUGAUCCAGACGACGAGAGCGGCAUGGGAUUGCCCGAGUGGCUGGCACACGCCUCCGACAUGCAGGCCGGACACUCGUCCAACGUGGCUGGCACGACCUACGGCCGCCUGAUCAACGAGCAGCCUGGCACGACGGCGUAUCGACGGCAGAUCUUCCGUGUUGUCAGCGAGGACCUCCACCGAUGGCUCCUCUUCCCAUCUGCCACGGCCCACCGAGACGAAAAGAGGCCACUCGGCCCACACUCGCCGUGGCAGGUGGAGGCGCAGCAGAAUCGGGAGUACUGGCAGCUCCAGUUCCGAGAGGCGUCGUUGGAAAACCAACUCCGUGAUAUGACCGGAGAUGAGCAGGCGCGGUUCCGUGGUAUGCAGGGUCCUGCUCUCGAGGCCAUCCAGGAGGGACGGAGUCCUGUGAUCGCCGUUAUGCCCACUGGUGGUGGCAAGAGCCUUCUCUUUAUGCUGCCGGCGUGGAUCUGCUCCCGUGGGACCACGGUGGUUGUGGUUCCCCUGCUGGCACUCCGAGGGGAUAUCCACCGUCGCUGUCAGGAACUCCAGCUGUCCAGUGUGGAGUGGGAGAGCCGGCGACCAGUCGACAGUGCGUCGAUUGUGCUGGUAACGCCGGAGUCAGCGCUGACGGAAGACUUUUUUGCAUUCCUUAACCGCACCAAGGCGCUCUACCGCCUCGACCGGAUCGUGAUUGACGAGUGCCAUGUCAUCCUGAACAAUCAGAAGCACUUUCGACCCGACCUGGCGCGACUGGGGCGUCUGACCAAGUUCCAGGUCCCGAUGGUGUACCUCACUGCGACGCUUCCCCCCUGA